This is a messenger RNA of Arachis duranensis, 2493 nucleotides long. RefSeq names its product acetyl-coenzyme A carboxylase carboxyl transferase subunit alpha, chloroplastic-like. Gene Ontology annotation, cellular component: acetyl-CoA carboxylase complex. The coding region runs from base 192 to 2390 and encodes 732 amino acids. The record is from RefSeq and is a predicted model, not a curated record. Gene Ontology annotation, biological process: fatty acid biosynthetic process. Gene Ontology annotation, molecular function: acetyl-CoA carboxylase activity; carboxyl- or carbamoyltransferase activity. The transcript has 11 exons. NCBI's taxonomy places the organism in Eukaryota, Viridiplantae, Streptophyta, Magnoliopsida, Fabales, Fabaceae.
UUCUCCCUAACCAUCCAACCUAGUUGGAAACACCACCAUCUAUCAGAAAUUCAGAAUCCACACUGUUUCUUUUAUCCUAACACAAUUCAUCAGUGAUCAAUUAAUAUCAUCUCUUCUUGAAUCUCUCUCAUAACUCAAAUUUUCCAAGUUUGCAUGUGCCUGUAUAUGAACAAGAAACUGAGCUAUUGAAGAUGAAUACCAUGUCACUCACAAGAGGGAAUUAUUAUAUGGAUGGAAGAUUGCUUAUUGAAGAACAUGGAAUUGAGUCAGCAAAUCAAUGUGUUGGAAAAGAUUUUCUUGGAGGUUCAAGGGCAAUUUGCAUUUGGCCAAAAUAUUUAACUAGUUCAAGGAAUAAUACUAAUACUAAUACAAAUAACAAUGGUAAGUGGCAAAGGUUCAAUGUAGCUGCAAAGAUUAGAAAGGGAAAGAAGCAUGAUUAUCCAUGGCCUGAUAAGAUGGAUCCAAAUAUCAGUAGUGGAUACUUGACUUACCUUUCUCACUUUAAGCCUCUGGCUGAGAAACCUAAACCUGUCACACUUGAUUUUGAGAAACCACUUGUUGAUCUAGAGAAAAAGAUUAUAGAGGUACGUAAUAUGGCAGAUGACACCGGCUUAGACUUCAGCAAUCAAAUUGAGGCUCUGGAAAGCAAAUAUCAACAGGCUUUGAAAGAUCUAUACACACACUUAACACCAUUCCAACGGUUGAUGAUUGCGCGACAUCCAAAUAGGCCAACAGUUCUUGAUCAUAUACUUAACAUCACAGAGAAGUGGGUAGAGCUUCAUGGCGAUCGAGCAGGCUACGAUGAUCCAGCUAUUGUGACUGGUUUAGGGACUAUGGAUGGUAAAAGUUACAUGUUCAUAGGCCAUCAGAAAGGUAGGAACACAAAGGAAAAUAUUACUCGAAACUUUGCAAUGCCAACUCCUCAUGGUUACCGGAAAGCUUUGCGCAUGAUGAAAUAUGCAGAUCACCAUAAAUUCCCUAUAAUUACAUUUGUGGACACUCCUGGUGCCUAUGCUGAUCUAAAGUCUGAGGAACUUGGUCAAGGUGAAGCAAUAGCCCAUAAUUUGAGGACAAUGUUUGGUCUCAAGGUACCUAUACUAACAGUUGUAACCGGCGAAGGUGGUUCAGGUGGGGCACUUGCCAUUGCUUGUGCCAAUAAAUUGUUCAUGCUUGAGAAUUCUGCCUUUUAUGUAGCAAGCCCUGAAGCUUGUGCUGCAAUAUUGUGGAAAUCUUCCAAAGCUGCUCCUAAGGCUGCUGAAAAGCUAAGAAUUACAGCUCAAGAACAUUAUAGACUUGGAAUUGCUGAUGGUGUUAUUCCUGAACCAUUAGGUGGUGCACAUGUUGAUCCUACUUGGACUUCUCAGCAAAUUCAGCUUACACUCACUCAGGCCAUGGAGGAGCUGACCAAAAUGAAUGAAGAAGAGUUGCUUCGCCAUAGACAGCUCAAGUUCCGGUCGAUUGGAGGAUUCCAAGAAGGCAUACCUGUGGAGCCAGAGAGGAAGAGAAACAUGAAGCCGUCCGAUGUAAACUCGUCCACUCUUACUGAUAUCGAGUCAGAGCUCCAAACUCUGAGAAAGCAAAUUUUAGAAUCAAAGGGACCAACUGAUCCUAUCACGAACGAAUCGAUUCAGAAGCUUGUAAAAGAAGUAGAUGAGGAGAUCACCAAAGCAAUCAUUUCAAUGGGGCUAGCAGAGAAAGUUCAAUCAGUAAGAAUGGAGUUAUCUAAGAACUCAAACCAACCUCUUAGUACUAACAUGGAGGAAAAAGUGGACAGAAUCAUGGAAGAGAUAAAUAUGAAGAUGGCGCAGCCGGGAGCAUAUCUAGGACUAAAACAGAAGCUUAAGAAGCUAGACACUAUAAAUAGUUUCAUAGAGAUGAAAGUAAAACAAGAGAAACUAAGAAAAGAGCUCAACGAGAAACUCUCGGCCGAUACCAAGGCGAAGAUUGCAAGCCUGAUGGAUGCUCAGGAAAGGAUACCGGAUCAUGAAUUGGUAGAGAAAGCAAUGGAAGUUCAGAGAGAGUUGGAAGAGGUUUUGAAAUCAGCUAACUUGGAAAUUGUUGGAGUGAUGAAGAAGAAUGUGGAAACUCCACCAGCAGAUAUAAAACAGAAGAUUGUAGAGUUGAACAAUGAGAUCAUUGGUGAAAUUGAUAGGGUGGUGAAUGCAGAAGAAGGCCUUAAGGAUCAAAUUAAGGAACUGGAGAAUAUGAUAGCACAAGGCUUGGAUUCUAAGGAUGCUGAGAAGAUGGAAGCCGGCAUAAAAGAGCGAAUCCUCGCUGCGUUGGAUGCUGCUGGAGUGAAGGAAAAGAUUGAGAGAAUGAAGGAGGAGGUAGAAUCUUUGUCCAUGGCAGGUUUUGAGGACAAGAUUGGUGUGGAAAAUGGUAGAUGCUAAAGCAAGAAUCGAGUCAUGAUCAUGUGUUUUUAUGUCUAAAUUAUCAUCUUAGUCAAUAUUGUAGAAAUGAAGGGGUUAAAUAACAUCUUGAAUUGCACAUAUA